Molecule: messenger RNA, 582 nt
Organism: Drosophila santomea
Lineage: Eukaryota; Metazoa; Arthropoda; Insecta; Diptera; Drosophilidae
Exons: 1
Coding region: 1-582 (193 amino acids)
Source: RefSeq, a predicted model, not a curated record
AUGGGCGGACUAUGGGAGGCAGGUGUGAAAACUGCAAAGCACCUACUCCUACGAGCGGUGGGCAGCGCACUUCUCAACGCCGAAGAGCUGGCAACAGUCCUCGUCGGGAUCGAGGCCACGAUGAACUCGCUGCCCCUCGGAGCGCUCAGCCAGGACCCAAGCGACGGAAAGGCUCUUACUCCCGGGCACCUGCUGACAGGCGGGCCGCUCAUCGCAGCACCAGCACUCUGGACCCCGGACCAGGGUCCCCUGGUCCGGGGUCCGGAGUGCUGGUCUCAGUUGCUUGCGGCGAUGGCGGCUUGUCUGUCAGUCAGGCAAACGUUCUGGCGGCGAUGGUCCCGGGAAUAUGUCCUGGGCCUUCAGGUUCGGGGCAAGUGGCACGAGGAGAAGGCCAACGUCGAGGAGGGCCAACUCGUCGUCGUGGCAGAGGACAACCUGCUGCCUCAACAGUGGCUCCUGGGAAGGAUCGUCGCGACGCACGCAGGAGAGGACGGCAAGGUCAGGGUCGUCGACCUUAGGAGCAGUGAUGGAGCCAUCUUCCGGAGGGCGAUCCACAAGCUGGAGCCGCUGCCGAUUUGUUGA